GUAUUCACUUCAUGAUAAAUAAAAUGAAAAAUAAAAAAAAAGCAAAAAAAAAACUAAGUGAAAUCUUGUUGUUGCCUACCACUGCAAUGUGUUCCCACACCAACAAACAAUGAAAAUCAAUAAAAAGCCAAACGGAACAGUUGAAACGCGAGCAAUAGCAAGGCUAGCCACACACCCUCUGUUGAAGCAGAAAAUAUCUACUAUCAAAGAUGCUGUCAAAGCUUUUAAAGAAGCCAGAAAAAUUGCUGUGGAGCAGGAGGCUAAAACUGAAGAAACAAACAAGCGUGAUGAGGCUGUACAAAUUGUGAGAACAGACAAAAAUAAACAGAAGAAAACAAAACGGAACCAAAAAGCAGAAGACUCAAAAAGAGCAGAGGACAAAUCUUUAGACAAUCCUCCAUGUGAAUUACACUACAUAAAGAGACUGAUUUUGUUGCUAGCAAUCAGCGACAUGAGGAGAACAUUCUUGAUUCUCAAAAUGGUCUUAAGCAAACUUCACCCACAGUACCUAAUGCUGAAAGGAAAAUAGUAGAGGGUGUCCCAGAGAAGCCAGCAUCAGUCACAGUUCCUAAAGUAUUGGCUGAAAAGAAACCAGUGGUAGGUGUUCCAGAAAAGCAAAUGUUAGAAAAUAAAAUUGAGAACAAAAGUAGACUUGUAAAGAAAACUCCAGUACGUGAAUCUGGCUCUGACUCCAGUGAUAUUGAGGACUCUGAUAACGAAGACAAGGAGUAUUUUGAUGACAGUACAGAAGAAAGGUUUUAUAAACAGAGCUCUGGUUUUGAAGACAGUGAUAGUGACAAUGAGGAUGACUUCUUUAUAGGAAAAGUGAGACGAACAAAGAAAAAAAAGUCAAGCAAAAAACCUCCUGCAGAUAAAGUUGAAGAGAACCUUCCAGCAGAAACCACAACACCCUCAGCUGGAGGUAUGGAGAGUCAGAAAGGCAAUCCAGCUCCCAAGACUGUAAAAUUGGAGUCUGUUUUUUGUACUUCCUUAUCAAACACAAAACAAAAAUCUUCAUUUGUGAAGAGAGAGCCAAAAUUACCUCCUUUAAGGAAUAAGAAAGCAGUUUUUCAACAGGCACCCAAAUUGGUAAAGAAACCUCAAGCUGCCAGAAACAGCAUGGUGAAGUCACAGAGUAAACCAGAGCCAGCUCUUCACCCUUCAUGGGAAGCCAGCAGAAAACGCAAAGAGCAGUCUCAGAUUGCCAUAUUCCAAGGAAAGAAAAUUGUAUUUGAUGAUUAG
This is a messenger RNA of Staurois parvus, 1242 nucleotides long. The record is from the annotation of a GenBank genome assembly. NCBI's taxonomy places the organism in Eukaryota, Metazoa, Chordata, Amphibia, Anura, Ranidae.